Messenger RNA from Trichomonas vaginalis G3, 1380 nucleotides. RefSeq names its product STKc ROCK NDR like domain-containing protein. The record is from RefSeq and is a predicted model, not a curated record. The transcript has a single exon. The coding region runs from base 1 to 1380 and encodes 459 amino acids. Gene Ontology annotation, molecular function: protein serine/threonine kinase activity; ATP binding. Gene Ontology annotation, biological process: intracellular signal transduction; peptidyl-serine phosphorylation. NCBI's taxonomy places the organism in Eukaryota, Parabasalia, Trichomonadida, Trichomonadidae.
AUGACUAUGGUGCGGCGCCCUGGGCGUAAUACAAUGCCAACGCCAAUCCCCAAAGUGGAAACUAAUCCUCCUUCUCGAGAAACUGUUCUAAAAAGCGAAGCUGCAAAGCGUUAUUUGGAAGAACAUUUUAUGAAAAUGACACAACAGCGAGAAAUGAGGGAAGAAAGAAUGCAAAGCUUAGUAGAAUCCCUUGAACAAACAGAAUUGACUCAAGAAGAGAAAGACCAAAUCAUUCAAGAGUUCACAAGAGAAGAAUCAGAUUAUACUCGUUUUCAAAGGUCAAAAAUUCGACCGGAAAAUUAUAAUUUCAUAACUCUAAUCGGACGAGGAGGGUUUGCUGAUGUAUGGCUUGUCACAGAUAAGAAAACAGAGCAACCUUAUGCAAUGAAAAUCAUCAGAAAGUCAGACGUUAUUGUUUCCGAUCAAAUUACAGCUACACGUAAUGAAAGAGAUAUUUUAGCAAUUGCUCAUAACCCUUGGAUUGUGCAAUUACAGUGCUCAUUCCAAGAUGACGAACAUUUGUACUUAAUAUUAGAGUUUGUUCAAGGAGGUGACCUAAUGAAUGCCCUUAUUAAAGUCGGAACAUUCGUUCCUAAAGUCGCCCGCUUUUUUACUGCAGAAAUUGUUUUAGCCGUAAAUUCUGUGCACAAACUUGGUUUUAUUCAUUCCGAUCUCAAGCCAGAUAAUAUUUUAAUCGCUUCUACAGGCCAUAUCAAGCUUACAGACUUCGGAAUUGCUUCGGCAUACGGAAAAUCCGACGCCGACUACGAUGAGUUACUCCGCGAGACACAGGACUUAAUGCUUGAUAAUGAUAACCCUAUUGUGCCUUCCCAAACUCAAAGGCAUCAUCACAGAAACUCAAUUAUCGGUACAGUUGAUUAUAUUGCGCCGGAAGUACUCAGAGGCGAUCCUCCCAACGUCAAGAAUGAUUGGUGGUCCCUCGGAGUCAUUCUUUAUGAGAUGCUUUACGGUUUUACCCCAUUUUCAAGUGAUUCCAAAAAUGAAACCGUUUUUAGAAUCAUUAACUGGAAGAAAUCUCUCAGGAUCCCUGCAUCUAAGCCUGUUCCAGUGUCUGCUCUUGAUUUGCUUCGUCAUCUUCUCUGCGAUAUUGAAAAUCGUUACGGAUACGAAGAAAUUAUUCAUCACGCGUUCUUCAACGGCUUCGAUUUCGAGAAUAUACUGCAGAAUAAGACACCUGUGAAGCCUAUUUGCUCUGAUCCGUUGGAUACUGCUCACUUCGACCAUUUCGAUGUGACAAAACUCGAUUUGCGCGCAAAUGGACUACUUACGAAGCUCGCAAACUACGCUUUCCUCGGUUUUACUUACAAACCAAAGCCACAGAGCGCUACUUUGGCAAAAUUAGGUUUUUCCUUCGAAUAA